Messenger RNA from Capsicum annuum, 690 nucleotides. RefSeq lists its product as uncharacterized. The transcript is spliced from 2 exons. The record is from RefSeq and is a predicted model, not a curated record. The coding region runs from base 1 to 690 and encodes 229 amino acids. Lineage: Eukaryota; Viridiplantae; Streptophyta; Magnoliopsida; Solanales; Solanaceae.
AUGAAUAAAGUACAUGUAACUUUAGCUCCAGCAGUGGAUUCAGAGGCCAACAAGAAGAAGAAGAAGAUACCCAGUGUAGUCCCACAAGGUGGGUCUAGAGAGGGUAGAGUGCACGCAGAUCGUACACUAAACUCAGACAAAGAUGGCAAGACCAGUGUGGUCGUGACGGCCCUAGAGGGAGUCAUAAGUGUGAACUCACUCUUCUCCGUUGCCAUCUUUGUGGGACUAGUUUUUGCAACUCCAGGCCAAAAGAGCAUCACCAGUAAAAAUCAUUGUCAGCCCGGGGUUCUAACAGUAAAACAAUUAGUAAUCUUCGAGGUGCUUGCAUUCAGUUUCUUUCUCUUCUCAUCACUAGUGGCACAGGCCAUCAAACUCUCCCUCUAUCUCCUCAAUACGGAAGGUUUGCCCGAUAGUUUCAGGGCUUUUGUCAAUGGAAAAGUCCUUAGACGAGGAAUGUUGAUGACAGCCAUCUCCUCCUUUAUGGGGUGCUUGUUUCUCAUGGUUUCUAUGAAGAAUGUGAUUGAGAUCAAGACUGGCAUGAUAUUCUGUGGGGCUAAAUCUACUAUUAUAUCGGUUAAUUUCCUCAUAGUCAUGGUUUCUUCUGGUAUUUUUUACUAUCUUUCUGCUGCAUGGUAUACAUUUACCAAGACAAACCUCCCCUAUGAAAAUAGGACUGUAACAACUGUGUGA